GGUAGGGAGAACAACAGAAAUCAAAUAGCCAUGACCAUGAACGGAAAGAUAAUUUUUUACGAAGACAGGAACUUCCAGGGCCGCUCCUAUGAGUGCAACAGUGACUGCUCCGAGAUCUCCUCCCACCUAGCCAGGUGCAACUCCUGCAGGGUGGAGAGCGGCAUGUUCAUGGUGUACGACCGGCCCAACUUCACGGGUCACCAGUACCUCCUGAGGAGGGGAGAGUACCCUGAGUACCAGCGUAUGAUGGGCUUCAACGAUUGCAUCAGGUCCUGCCGUAUGAUCCCUCAGCACAGUGGACAGUUCAGGAUGAGGAUCUACGAGAGGGAGAACUUCGGAGGCCAGAUGCAUGAGGCGAUUGACGACUGUGACUCCAUCCAGGAGCGUUACCGUAUGCCAGAAAUACAGUCGUGCAACGUGAUGGAGGGCCACUGGGUCAUGUACGAACAGCCCCACUUCAGGGGCAGGCAGAUCUAUCUGAGGCCUGGGGAGUACAGGAACCUCAGAGAGAUGGGAACGGGAAACGAGGAAAUGAGCUUCCGGUCCAUGAGGCGCAUCACCAGUGACGCUGCCUUUUAAGGGUGCUGCCUUUAAAGUGCGCUGCCUUUUAAGUGUGCUUUCUUUAAAGGGUGCACAGGCUUUUUAAUACAUGUUAAUAAAUAUUUUUAACCUUU
This is a messenger RNA of Esox lucius (northern pike), 674 nucleotides long. Its product is annotated as gamma-crystallin M3-like. Bases 31 to 579 code for a protein of 182 amino acids. Gene Ontology annotation, biological process: visual perception; lens development in camera-type eye. Gene Ontology annotation, molecular function: structural constituent of eye lens. The transcript has 3 exons. NCBI's taxonomy places the organism in Eukaryota, Metazoa, Chordata, Actinopteri, Esociformes, Esocidae. The record is from RefSeq and is a predicted model, not a curated record.